CAGGCACUUGGCUUCCUGUGGUAUUCUGAUGACAAGAAUUUCUCCUUUGCAAGCACCUGUAAUGAGCCAUACCUUUUCAAGAACUUUCUUCAACCUUGCUGCACCACUAGUAAAUAAAAGAAAAGAAUAUUCUGAAAGAAGAAUCAUAGGGUAUUCUAUGCAGGAAAUGUAUGAAGUUGUUGCUGUUGUGGAGAAUUACAAGUUGUUUGUUCCUUGGUGUAAGAAGUCAGAUGUAUUAUCAAAGCGCUCUGGAUACUGCAAAGCACAGCUAGAAAUAGGAUUCCCUCCUGUAGUAGAGAGGUAUACAUCGGUUGUUACCCUCGUGAGGCCACAUUUAGUUAAGGCAUCCUGCACAGACGGAAGACUAUUUAAUCACUUGGAAACCGUGUGGCGUUUCAGCCCAGGUAUCCCUGGUUAUCCAAGGACAUGUACGUUGGAUUUUUCAGUUUCUUUUGAAUUUCGUUCACUUCUACACUCAAAACUCGCUACGCUAUUUUUUGACGAAGUGGUAAAGCAGAUGGUAGCUGCCUUUGAAAGAAGAGCAUCCAAACUCCACGGCCCGGAAACAACCAUACCUCGGGAGCUCAUGCUUCACGAAGUGCAUCACACAUAG
Molecule: messenger RNA, 613 nt
Organism: Opisthocomus hoazin
Lineage: Eukaryota; Metazoa; Chordata; Aves; Opisthocomiformes; Opisthocomidae
Source: RefSeq, a predicted model, not a curated record